CCAACCAAAGGACCUGUAAGCCAUACUACGUUGACUUUGAUUCAUCUGUUCUGCAUUCGCCUGAAAAUGGUGCUUCCCGACGCCAAAGAAGAGCCGGUAUACCAAAAUGUCAUCGUUAUCUGGCAUGGGGAGCUGAUCGAUGACGUUGUUCCGCCAUCGGCCGUUGAAUCACGAGGGCGAGAUCCGGGCCUUUGGAGCAGCCUGAGCCUCUGACACCUUCUCAUGUUCCUCAUCGCCAGACCUUUAUCUGCUGCCUCCAGAUCGCCUCUAAGAUCUUCCAUGCCCUCUGCGCUGUCGGCACUAACCUCAACGUCUUCUCCUCCGACUCUUUUGCUAUUCAUCCUUCCAAAAUCAAGGUUAUAUAUAUGCUAUUGUUGUUUCAAUGGUAAGUUUUUCAGUUCACAAACACUCUACGCUGUUGUGCUUAGUACACAUAUGGAUAGAUUCGAUGAUAAAUUAUAUAUUUCUAGAAUGUUUUUGCUUACAAGUGUAAAAAGUUUGUUUGGUCAUUUACUGAGAAACUGAGACUUGUCAGGUGUAUUAAUCUUUUGCCGAUUAAAAUAAUAGAGUUUUAUAAAUUCUAAAUAAUUUUUAUAUAAUCUCAUAAAAUUUCAAUUAAUUUAAAAAUGUUUUAGCAUUCAUGAAAAAUUUCCCUUCCUAGGAAGCAAUUAGGGGUUUGGCUUUAGGACAGGGAAGAAGUAAGCAUUGAGACUUCACCCAACCCCACCAUAUGUGGCCUGUGGCACUAUGCUUGUGUGGUUCACCAGUGAUUUCUUUAUUUCAUCAAACUCAUACAAGAUUUCAUGGAAUAUUUAUGUGAUAAAAAGUGAAAAUUUAUAAAUUUGGGGAUUGAGGGAUGAUUUCAACCAGAGAAAAAAUGUUUAUAAAAGUUUUUACUAUGAAAGGGUUUAAUGAAAGCUUGAAUACCAAUAAUAAAAAGUUUUUAAAAGUAUGAAUUGAAUACUACCUAACUUUUAAAAACUCUUUUUAGAAGUAUAAAUUGAAUAUCAUUAUGUCUAUGAACUUUUAAAGAUUCCUUAAAAGUUUGAAUUGAAUAUUUUUAGACUCUUGAAGUCUAUAAAAGUCCACAAAAAGUCUUGAUUUAAUACACCUCUUGUAACCUUGAUGAAUUCAAAUGUGAAUGGACUUAACAUGAAUGAAGUUAAAGGAGUUAGGAGUAUGCUUUGCUCUCCUCUCCACAUUAAUCAUUUAAUUACAGAUAGCUGAGUAUACUGCCUAGAACAAAUUACAGACUUAUAGAGACUAGUUUUUUUUAUGGAUUAUUUGAAACAGUGUAAUUCUGAUGUUGACUGAUUGCACAUGGUUGAAUACUACUUGUGUAGUGCUUGGUGACUUCAAGAAUGAUCUUAGAUUCUUGCUGAAGUUCCUCCAAUCAUGUUAAUAGGAUCUUGAUGUAACCUAGAAUCCUAGAUAAAAAAGAUUCCAUCAUGGUAGUUUUCAAUUUCUUAUCUAGUUUAGCAAAGCUGCUUUUUUGAGUAGGGGAAAGACCAAAUCACUGAAAGGUUUAAAGAAGGCCACACUAUUCCUGAUUUACCUUUAUCAUUACUUUUUUUUUUUUAAAGCUAGGAUCUUACCAAAGGUACCCUUCUUAGCAACAGAGAGCAGUUAAUAUGCUGUUGUCCUUGUGAAAGUCUUGUCGACUCUGUCUAGGCUUGGAUGGUAAUCUUAAUUUAUUAUGAGAUUCAAGCAAACUUCCACUGAACGUCAUAUAUAUUAGAAAGUAAUCACAAAGUGUAAUUGUUAUGAAAAAGUUUUCCUAAAAUGUCUGAUGGAGCUCUGUUAGGGAAAAUAAAGAAAUAAAUCUUGAAAUAAUUCAAUUCAUGACAGGUACCCGGGCUGCUUGGAGGAUAUGCCUAACUAAUAAGGUUCCGGUACAGAGAAAACUUGAUCUUGCUUAGAAUUUGGGGAUACUAGAACUCUGACAAAGGGAGAUCCAAUCUGCCUUCCUAAGUUUUUCUCAACUGACAAAGCUCACAGCUUUUUGUGUUACUAACUUACCAUCCCUUUUCAUCCUUGGUUCUUUUAAUCUAUAUAGAACGUUUUGUAUUAUCCAUUUCAUAUUUGUCCCCCCAAUUUUGUUGUGCAUUUUGCAGGUUUGUGUUGAGUUUGGAUUGUCUGGAGUCGUGAACAUAGAAGCAUAAAAGCAGUUGCACCCUCAAGAGGAUGGGAUUUUAAAUUUGAUAUCUCAGUGUGAAGCUCAGUUACCAGCAGGGACUGGAGAAAUAGUGUAUAUAACAAGGUAUUCUGAGAAAUUAAUACGGAGUAAUUGUCUAGGUUUGAAAGGGGUAUUCAAGCUGUUUGUGGUUCACUUUUGCUUGUGAAACUAUAGCUGCCUGAUUGGCUAGAGACUUGGCCAAGAGCAAGAGGGCAAGCUUCGUUGGACUAAACCUAAGCGUACAGGAUCCCAUCUACCGUCAAUGGAUGUAAAUUGCAAGUCGCGCAAUUAGCCUACUAAUCAGAUAUUAGUAUUGAUGUGCGCACAAGGGAUUCAAUUUAGACUUUCCAGCAUUCUUAGGCGAUUUUUCCCAUACAUGUUUUCAAUGAAAUUCGAACUCCCACAUUGUCGCCUCCUGUAAUAACUUUGAAGUUAGAUGAGGAAUGAACGAACUGUGCUAAGCCCCGAAGGCAGGACCAUCUUUCUUGCUUUUGUGAGAUGUGCAGCAUUUAUUGGAAUGCUUCCUGAUUUGUUUUAAUGCUCCUUUUGCUUACUCAGGGACAAGAGUAGGCUCUGUGUUUUCUGCAAUCACAAAGCGAUUAUUUUCUUAUGACCAUGGAGAUUGAACAGUGCAAAUACAUGGUUGGUCAGCUGGCAUCCCAACCCAUAUACGCAGAUCAUUCAGACCUUCCACACUCUGCAUUUGCUAUUCAUUUAUUAUUCAUUUCUGCAAUCCCAAUAUGUAGCUGCCUUGUAUCUUUAUUAUGUAUUAUUAAAAGAAGUUUUUUUGGUAGAUUUUACUUGGAGUUUCUGUGUGGAUGUGGGUGAAUUUCAGCUCAUUUUCUUGACAAUAAUAAUGCACUGAAGUGCUUCGUGCUUACUAGUUUCGACCAUAGAAAGAAAGCAAUACAACAAAUUCCAUGUUUCUUCGUCGAACUUUCAAGGCCAAGAGAAGAGCAAAAACACUACAAAUUGCAUUGGUGAAGCAUGCUAUGCUAUGCUUAUAUUGUAGUUGAACGACGACGACGAUGAACGCCGGCUGUUUGUUUCCGGUGAAAACCUUUCAACAAACUUCCCUAAAGAAGCGGCUUUUCAGGGCAAUUGCUCCUCGAUUCUACGUCACACACACUAAACGCGCCGCAAGUCUUAAAAGCGCCUCAAAUUCUUCUCUCAUUGCUUCUGCUAGUGCGUAUCGUUCGCCCUCGCCGAAGAUGGAGAUUUCCGGUCCGGAGAAGAAAGAGCAAGUUUACCAGUACAUUGUCGUGAUGAGGCACGGAGACCGCCUCGACAACGUCGACCCGCUCUGGAUUACUCAGUCCGAACGGCCCUGGGACCCGCCGCUCCACCAACAGGGCAAAACCCGAGCCUUCACAAUUGGGCAGAGGCUCAGCCAAACUCUCGGGGCUCCGAUCAACCGCGUCUUCGUUUCUCCAUUUCUGCGCUGCCUCCAGACCGCAUCCGAGGCGGUCCGAGCUCUCUGCACCGUCGCCGAUCCCAAUAAUGUCUCUUCAGAUGCCGUCUCCGUCGAUCUUUCCAAAAUCAAGGUUUCUAUUGAAAUAGGAUUAUGCGAAAUGUUGAACAGACAAGCAAUAAGAGCCAAUGUAGCUCCAAAGGAUGGAGAUUUUAAAUUCAAUAUCUCUGAAUGUGAAGCUCAGUUACCCACUGGAACUAUAGAUCACAGUGCAGAACGAGUCUACGAGAAGUUACCAGAGUGGGAAGAGUCCGCGCCAGCUGCAAGGGCUCGGUACAUGGAGGUUGUUAAGGCACUUGCUGAUAAAUAUCCAUCUGAGAACUUGUUGCUUGUGACACAUGGGGAGGGAGUAGGCUCUGUAUUCUCUGAUAUCAUGAAUGGCGUUAUUGUUUAUGACGUAGAAUAUUGUGGAUAUACAAUCUUAAAGAGAUGUAUCCACUUGGGCGAGAACCAGUCGUUUACUGCCGGAGAGCUUACGCAGCAGAGUGAAUUUGGCAUAAAGUUUUUGGCUGCGGCUGAUGAGUGAUGAUCCUACACUCAACUGAGAUUCAACUCUUCUGGCUAAGUAUUCAUUUCAAAUAAACUUUUAUUAUGUCACUUGUGAUUCUUGAAAACAUGCCCACUUGGAAUGUGUUGGAUAUUAACCUUCGAUUGGUUGUGUGAAAUUUGAUGAAUUAAUUUUUUA
Molecule: messenger RNA, 4332 nt
Organism: Ipomoea triloba (trilobed morning glory)
Lineage: Eukaryota; Viridiplantae; Streptophyta; Magnoliopsida; Solanales; Convolvulaceae
Exons: 5
Coding region: 3205-4173 (322 amino acids)
Source: RefSeq, a predicted model, not a curated record